This is a messenger RNA of Rana temporaria (common frog), 2488 nucleotides long. Its product is annotated as zinc finger protein 260-like. NCBI's taxonomy places the organism in Eukaryota, Metazoa, Chordata, Amphibia, Anura, Ranidae. The record is from RefSeq and is a predicted model, not a curated record. The coding region runs from base 113 to 2134 and encodes 673 amino acids. Gene Ontology annotation, biological process: regulation of transcription by RNA polymerase II. The transcript is spliced from 3 exons. Gene Ontology annotation, molecular function: RNA polymerase II cis-regulatory region sequence-specific DNA binding; DNA-binding transcription factor activity, RNA polymerase II-specific.
ACAGGAAGAUCACACCAUCUCUCACCAUCAUCAGGAUGAAGAACUGAAAGACAUCAAGGUUGAGAUUAAAGAGGAAGAAGAAGAGAGGUUGGUGAGUGGAGAUCAACAGUCUAUGGAGGAGGGGGAGAUGAUUACGGAAAGUAAACAGGAGGAAUCUUCUCUACAUAUAGACACAAGAGGACACAAUGUCCGGAAUUCCUCUGAGGAACAUCUCAUUGUAUCUCCAGAUUAUAAAGCAGAAGAUAAUAACAUUGUACAAUAUUCUCCAGGAGGAAAUCCCGUUACUCCAAAUAUACAUCCCAGACCUUCCCAAUUGGGGGGAUCAAUGGAUCCCUCUAAUCCCGAGGAAUCUUCUGACGGCGAGACUCUAAGAUCUCACAGUACAGAUACUUCAAUAGAUCCGUCUAUUCCCAAGGAAUCUUCUUUAAGCCACAAAGGAGUUCCCACAAAAGAGAGCUCAUUGUCAUGUUCAGAGUGCGGGAAAGUUUUUAGUGGAAACAAAGAACUUCUAAGACACCAAAAAAGCCACAGAGGUGGCCCUCUCUAUUCAUGUUCAGAGUGCGGGAAAUGCUUUAACCACAAAAGUCACUUUGUUACCCACCAGAGAAUUCACACAGGUGAGCGCCCCUUUUCAUGCUCAGCGUGUGGGAAAUGUUUUGCUCGCAAAAGUUCACUUGCAGUACACCAAAAGAUUCACGAGAAGGAGUUCCCUUAUUCGUGUUCAGAGUGUGGAAAACUUUUUAGGGAAAAUGGAGAAGUUCUUGAACACCAGAAAAGCCACACAGUUAGGCCUUUCUAUUCAUGUUCAGAGUGCGGGAAAAGUUUUACUCACAAAAGUCACCUUCUUACCCACCAAAAAAAUCACAAAGGUGAGUGCUCCUAUCCAUGUUCAGAGUGUGGGAAAUGUUUUGCUAGGAAAGGUUUACUUGUAGUACACCAAAAGAGUCACACGAAUGAGCGCCCUUAUUCAUGUUCAGAGUGCGGGGAACUUUUUAGUGAAAACAAAGAACUUCUUAGACACAAAAACAGUCACACGGGUGGGCCUUUCUAUUCAUGUUCAGAGUGCGAGAAAUGUUUUACUCACAAAAGUCACUUUGUUACCCACCAGAGAAUUCACACAGGUGAGCGCCCUUUUCCAUGCUCAGUGUGUGGGAAAAGUUUCGCUCGCAAUAGCUCGCUUCUAGCACACCAAAAGAUUCACAGGAAUGAGCUCCCAUAUUCGUGUUUAAAGUGUAGGAAACUUUUUAGGGAAAAUGGAGAACUUCUUGAACACCAGAAAAGCCACACGAGUGGGCCUUUCUAUUCAUGUACAGAGUGUGGGAAAAGUUUUACUCACAAAAGUCACUUUGUUACCCACCAGAGAAUUCACACAGGGGAGCGUCCCUAUUCAUGUUCAGAGUGUGGGAAAUGUUUCGCUACGAAAGGUUCACUUGUAAUACAUCAAAGGAGUCACACGAAUGAGCGUCCUUUUUCAUGUUCAGAGUGUGGACAAUGUUUCACUGAGAAAGGAAAACUACUUAUACACCAGAGAAAACACACGGGUGAACGUCCCUUUUCAUGUUCAGAGUGCGGGAAAUGUUUUGAUCGUAAAUGUAAACUUAGUGAGCACCAGAGGAUUCACACGGGUGAGCAUCCUUAUUUUUGUUCAGAGUGCGGGAAACGUUUUGUUCUGAGAAGUUCCCUUAUAGUACACCAAAAGAUCCACACAGGUGAGCGCCCUUAUUUAUGUUCAGAGUGUGGGAAAUGUUUCAUUGAGAAGGGGAAACUUCUUAGACAUCAGAGAAUUCACACAGGCGAGCGCCCUUAUUCAUGUCCAGAGUGCGGGAAAUGUUUCUCUCGGAAAAAUAAACUUGUUACGCACCAAAGGAUUCAUACAGGUGAACGGCCCUAUUCAUGCCAAGAGUGUGGGAAAUCUUUUAUUCGGAAAAGUAAACUCGUGACACACCAAAGAAUUCACACGGACGAUCGACGGUAUUCUUGUUUAGAGUGUGGGAAAAGUUUCAUUCAGAAAACAAACCUGGUUAGCCACCAGAGAAGUCACACGGGUGAGCGUAACUUCAUGUGUUCAGAGUGCGGGAAAUGUUUCCGUUUCAAAAGAUCAGUUGAGAUACACGAGAGAAAUCACUCGACCUAACAACCGUUUUCAGGUUCAGACUGGUGUUUUGGGGGGCGUGGCAAAAAUAUUCUGAAUUUUUUCGGGGAACACUUGGGUAGGUCUGGGCCUUCUGGGAUUGAAUUAUAGUGAUAUGACCCACUAAACAUACAAUGCUGUCCCGCACCCACACAACUAAACUGCUAAUCCAUGGCCAGAUAUGAUAAUACAUGGACAACACUUCUUAUUGGUUGAUAUUGACUUUUUAUGUUGUACCUGAAGAAGCCGACUUUUUAUUGGUCCAAGCAAUAUAAGAUUUAAUGUAGAUUAUAGCUUAAUUUUUAUUGUUUGCUAAUCACUAAUUCUGAUUUUCUAAAAUAAACAAGAAAGCAAUUU